GUGAAAAAAGAUGAACAUACCUUCUCUAACAAGGAGCUGCCCUCUGAGCCCCAACUUAUUUGGCAACCGAAGUAUGCGUUUUGAGGGAUAUCCUGUAGGUCCCAGUGAUUUAUCUCGUCCUUCGACCAUCGAAUAUCUCUCUGCUCCGUCAUACAAAUAUUUCAUUCAUUCAAUUCCGUUCUCAUUUUCUGUCUCUCUCUCUCUCUUUCAAUCUCCACCAAAUCAUGCCCCGGAAACUACGUGAAACGUUUCUAUUCGUCUUCACCUCUGUUUUCAUCUUCUUCACUUUCUCUCUCUAUCUCUCCCGCAACACCACCACCAUUAUCAAUAUCAUCCCUCUCAAACAAAUCCUAACUACUCAUUCUUCCUCUAAUUCCGCCAUUAAUGUUAAUCGAUAUCUCACUGUCAACUCUGCUAUUCAAGAAGAUCAACAUGAACAACAUGUCAUUCGCCAAGUAAUAACAUCACCGCCACCAUCAUCAUUGUAUCCAUUCAUCAAACCGGAUUCUAUUCUUUUUCCAGAUUGGGAAAUUCUUAACGUCAUCAAUGAUAAUGGUAAUGAAAAUCAUCAUCUCUUGUUGUCAGAUUCCGAUAACAAAUUCUUAUGUCUGUUCGAUAAAAACCUUACUUCUCCGGCAAUUUAUGCUGGAAUUUUACCUUUUAGUAAUCAAUCAAUGUUUAAAUGUAUCUUUCCAAAUAGGCUCCGUCGAUUUCUUCCUUAUUUUAGUCCGAUUCUUAUCAAUAAUUCAUCACCGGAAACUGUUUUGGAAUCUCAAUCAAUGUUGUCAGAAUCUUCCAAGGAGAUAAUGUUGAGAUGGAAAUUUCUUGUGUAUGAAUCUCUUUCUACAGAUACCGACGUUAUUUUAUUCGUUAAAGGCGUCAACAAUCGACAAGGAAUUAACCGUUCACCUUCUGAAUUCCGUUGCAUUUUCAGUAACAGCAACAAUAACUUCGUCAUCACGGAAGUUAUAAGUUCGUAUCAAGAAGUUUUCCGGUGUAUCAAACCUGAUAAUAACGCUACGUUAUUUCGGGACACCGAUCAAAUCAAGGUGUCUUUGGAAAUCAGAGGCGGUGAAAGAGUGGUUUCGUCUGUGGCGUAUUACACACCCCCUGCGCCAAGUUUAACAGAUGAUAACAAAAAAUUUCUACUGUGCGCGUGUACGAUGGUAUACAACGUAGCGAAGUUUUUGAGAGAAUGGGUAUAUUAUCAUUCGAAAAUCGGGGUGGAUAAAUUUAUCUUAUAUGAUAAUGGAAGUGAUGAUAAUUUAGAUGAAGUGAUUUCGAAGCUUCGGGAAGAAAAUUAUCAAGUGGAGAAGAUUCUUUGGCCAUGGCCGAAAACACAAGAAGCUGGUUUCUCGCACAGCGCAACUUAUGCAAAUGCCACGUGUACAUGGAUGAUGUAUGUGGAUGUUGAUGAGUUCAUAUUUUCACCAUCGUGGUUACAUCCAUCAUCAUCCUCGCCGAUGUCAAUCAGGUCACUACUACCGUCGUCGUCAUCACAUCAUAACAACCAAAGAAGGGUAGGACAAAUAUCAAUAAAAUGUUACGAAUUUGGGCCGUCAAAUCAACGGUCAAAUCCUGUGGAAGGAGUCACACAGGGGUAUACGUGUAGAAGAAAGAUAGAUUCAAGACAUAAAUCAAUAGUAUUACUUGAUGGGAUUAAUACAUCAUUACUGAACGUGAUCCAUCAUUUUGAGUUAAAACAAGGUUAUAGGAAUAAGAAAUUAUCAUUAGAUGAAAUGGUUAUAAAUCAUUAUAAAUAUCAAGCUUGGUCUGAGUUUAGAUUGAAAUUUAGAAGAAGGGUUUCGGCUUACGUUGUUGAUUGGAAAGAUGGGUUGAAUCCUAAUUCUAAAGAUAGAGCACCUGGAUUAGGAUUUGAACCUGUUGAACCUAAAGGAUGGGUUCACAGGUUUUGUGAUGUUCAUGAUAAUAGAUUAAAAAUGGUUACGAAAGAGUGGUUUGGUUCUAGUACAGGAAGAAUGGCUUGGCAAUUGAAUCAAACUAAUUAGAGCUAGCUAGCUAGAGCCUAGAGAUAUAUGGCUGUUGGUUUUGUAGGUUUUUCUCAGUACGAAAGGAAAAUAGAUUCUCAUUCUUUUCAAAAAAAAUUGGUACGGAAAAGGUUGCUUGUUUUACUGACACUAUGUACUGAAAACAUACGAUGAAGCAUUAUUUGUGAGCAAUUAUAGUCAAUACAUUUUUACAACAGUCUUUUUAUUCUGCA
This is a messenger RNA of Papaver somniferum (opium poppy), 2221 nucleotides long. RefSeq names its product glycosyltransferase family 92 protein Os08g0121900-like. The transcript has a single exon. NCBI's taxonomy places the organism in Eukaryota, Viridiplantae, Streptophyta, Magnoliopsida, Ranunculales, Papaveraceae. The coding region runs from base 225 to 2009 and encodes 594 amino acids. The record is from RefSeq and is a predicted model, not a curated record.